AGACCAGAAACUGAUAGUAACCCGACGAGUUCGUGUACGCAGCACAGUUUAUCGGAGAGACACAUUGUGUCAUCUAUUUAGUUCAACUUUUAAAUCGUUUGCGAAGUAUCAUCAAUCAAUCGAAUCAAUUGCAAAUACAGUAUUUUAAGUGAUUUUCUUAGAACAUCGCGACGCUUUAACGGUUCGAUUUUAAAGUCGGAUUUGAAAGCAGCGAAACGAACAGCACGACACAAGAUGCCUCCGGGAGUUGGUAGUUCCGCGCAUAAGAAAAUUGAAGAACCACCAAGCGAACUAAAACGAGAAGACAUCAUUAUUCUUGAUGGUGGAUUUGCAUCGCAAUUAAGUUGUCAUGUUGAUAAACCAAUCGAUGGUGAUGUUUUGUGGAGUGCUAGGUUCUUAGCUACCGAUCCAGAAGCUGUUAUUGAAGCACAUUUGGAUUUUUUGAGAGCCGGAUCGAACCUGAUAAUGACCAACACGUACCAGGCGAGCGUCGGGGGAUUUGUGCAACAUAUGAAAAUGACCGAACCGGAAGCUUACGAGUUAAUCAAGAAAUCCGUUGAAUUAGCCAAAACUGCCGUGAGGAAAUUUCAAUUGGAAUAUCCCGAAUGUCCGCAGCCUUUAAUAGUCGGUUCGGUGGGACCUUAUGGUGCGUCUUUACACGACGCGUCCGAAUAUACGGGAUCUUACGCUAAAACAACGUCGGUAGAAACCAUGAGAGAUUGGCACAGACCUCGAAUAGAAGCUCUAAUCGAGGCCGGUGUGGAUUUAUUAGCGUUGGAGACUAUUCCUUGCAGGAUUGAAGCGGAGAUGCUGUUGGAUCUGAUAAAGGAAUUUCCGAAUGUCAAGGCUUGGCUCGCAUUCAGUUGCGCGCAAGACGGAAAAUCAAUAGCUAAUGGUGAAAACUUCCAAGAAACCGCCCGAAAGUGUUACGAUUUAAAUCCAAGACAACUGGUGGCGGUUGGAGCAAACUGUCUAGCGCCGAGACUUGUUGAAUCAUUAUUCAAAGAUAUAAAUAAAGGACGAAGACAUAAACCUUUACCUCUCAUCGUGUAUCCGAAUAGCGGCGAGAGUUACAACGUGAACCAAGGAUGGAUUAACAGAGAUAAAUGCGAACCGGUAGAGCAAUAUAUUCCUCUUUGGUUGGAUAUUGGAAUAAGAUGGGUUGGAGGAUGUUGCAGGACCUAUGCAACUGAUAUCAUGAUGAUAAGGAAUCAAGCAAAAAGAUGGCAGCAAAAAAGACUGGUGCUUACUAAUGCAAAUCUUAAUGAACAAAUUCAAAUUGGGUUCAACAAAGAAUUAACUUGCUCAAAUUAACGAUCUCUAUAGCUUUUAUUAUAAACUCAAAUUAAAUCUAAAAUAAAACUCUAAAUUAUCUUAAAAAA
Molecule: messenger RNA, 1382 nt
Organism: Onthophagus taurus
Lineage: Eukaryota; Metazoa; Arthropoda; Insecta; Coleoptera; Scarabaeidae
Product: homocysteine S-methyltransferase-like
Biological process (GO): S-methylmethionine cycle
Molecular function (GO): S-adenosylmethionine-homocysteine S-methyltransferase activity; zinc ion binding
Source: RefSeq, a predicted model, not a curated record